CCCCACUUCAUCAGGCAGCAUACGGCAGCCCUGCAGUGCGAUCACACAGUAUGGGUAUGGGGCUAUGAGAUUGAGAGAAAGAAAGCUGAGAGAAGCGAGAGAGACAAGAGGGGGGGGGGAGUUACAAAGAAGAGCUUGAGGGAUUUGCUUGGAUGAGAAGGGGGGGGGAUGAACAGUGAGUCUGUUGGCUGUCGUGGAUGUGAGAAGGACGUGGCGGCAGUGGCUGAGCUUAAGGCAGAUCGUUGGUCUCCUGUGUAGAAGUAGCCAGCGUGAGGACGCUAUGCCCUGUGAGCAGUGAGGGGUAGCGUGUGUGAGCCAGGAGCAGCUGCUGUGACUGCAUCUGCGCUGCCUGCGUGUCUCCGACAGGCAGGGGAUGCAGCAAACCUCUGCCCUGAGCACAGAGGCUGCUAGCUGCACCCAGCAAGGGGAAGAACCAGGUGGGCUGGGGAGGGAGUGGGGGGCGCCUGCCUCAGGAAGGAGCUACCUUAACCGGCACUGUGGUCCUGCAGUGAUCCUCGCUUCAGAGUCAAGAGGCUCACCUGCCAUCUGUUGGAUCUGAACCUGGAUUUACUGCUUUCAGAGAUGAGAAGCACGUUCUUUGGCUUAGCCGCACAUCCAGCAGCUUGCUGAAAAGUGUGAAUGUGGGCAGCACAGGGAGCACUGGUACCACCAAGGACAUUGAGCCUUUUUCCUUUGGCAGACAGCUUACCUGGAGCUUUAUCAAGGAAUCUAAACUUGGAUUUUAUUAUGAAUUGAGGAGUUUGGAAUCAGCACACUGUGGAAAGCCUAAGCCAACGUUUCUUUGAUGUAGGAUUUACAAUAUGUCUACCUGACCGUACUCCGUGUGGCUGUGGAGUAAGGACGAAAUAUGAUUUAAGCAAAUGUCUAUUCCUUGAUCAAAAAUUACACGCGUACCUCAACAGUACUUUAGAAUGCUGCUACCUUCAUUGUAUGAGCCUUGUCCUAGCUCUCAAAGAGGUUGACCAAUGAAGCCAUGGGACUCAGCCAGAGCUUUACAAAUGGGGCCUGUGGUAAAGCCCUGGACCAGCCGGUGGGAGAGUGGCUGGAGCACGUGGGGCUGCCGCAGUACGAGAGCAAGCUCCUGCUCAAUGGCUUUGAUGACCUACGAUUCAUGGGAAGUAACGUGAUGGAGGACCAGGAUCUCAGAGACAUCGGGAUCACUGAUCCAGGACAUCGAAAGAAAAUCCUCCACGCGGCACGCAACUUGCCCAAGGUAAAAGCACUGGGGUGUGAUGGCAGCACAUCUCUUGCCACUUGGUUGGAUGGCCUUGGUCUGCAUGAAUAUCUGCCCAACUUUCUUGCCAGCGGCUACCGCACACUGGAGUGUGUUAAGAACCUGUGGGAACUGGAGAUCAUCAAUGUUAUUAAGGUUGGUCCUCUGGGUCACAGGAAGAGGAUCAUUGCCUCUCUAGCAGAGAGACCCUACGAAGAGGCUCCAUCUAAGUCCCGUCGUCUGUCCCCAAUUAUGUUCCAUGACCUCCUAUCCCAGACCACAUCUCCCCUGAGUCAGCUGGACCCCUACACCAGUCGCUCCAUGGACAUGCUCCUUCCCCUGACCGAGUCAGAUCGGAGGCGAAGAGGAGUUGACCAAGACUGUAGUGUAUCUCUGCGUUCUUAUAGCGAGAGGCCACGUUCUGUAGACAGACACAGCGACCGGCAUAAAGAGUCUCGUCUAAACCUCCGGCCGCCGAGCCACUCUGCUACCUAUGCCACGGUCUCCGCCUGGCAUCACCAGCCUGAGAAACUCAUUCUGGACUCCUGCGGGUACGAGGCAACAUAUCUAGGAUCAUUGAUAAUCAGGGAUCUACGAGGGAUUGAGUCCACACAAGAUGCCUGUGCAAAAAUUAGGAAAUCCAAGGACUCCAAAAAGGGUCCAGUUGUCAUACUGUCCAUUACCUAUAGAGGUGUUAAGUUCAUCGAUGCAGCCACAAAGACUAUAGUAGCAGAACAUGAGAUCAGGAACAUCUCAUGUGCCGCGCAAGACCCAGAUGACCUCUGCACAUUUGCAUACAUUACCAAGGAUCUGAAGAGCGGCCACCACUUCUGUCAUGUCUUCAGCACUGUGGAAGUGACACAGACCUACGAGAUCAUCCUAACGCUGGGACAGGCAUUUGAGGUGGCUUAUCAGAUGGCGAUUCAGUCCAGGGCGAGACACUACAUGCCUCCUUCAUCUCUGGGCUCUGAGGUCAUAGACACCAAAACCAGCCGUCCUGUAUCUCAGUCCUGGAGCAGCAUGCGAAGAUCAGCAGGUGCCCCUCUGCUCGAAUGCCGCUGCUGUCACUGUCACACGUGUACUACCCACCGUCCUUCCUUCCUCCCGUUGCACUCUGUUAGCCCUGGAGUCCAGAUCGACCCCCUGGAGAUGGACCCAGACAUGCAGUCCCUGGGCAGCACCACCUGGCUCUUGGACCAGCGGGACGCCAACAGGCGCCCUAUCAGCACCAACCUGUCCUGUCUUACCAGGCAUCUACCACUGUGAAGCACUAUGAGGAGGCUGCUUUGAUAGCAUGGGAUGCAAGAUGGACAAUUAAUCAAUGAAAGACAAAACAGCAACAUGCAGCAAACAACUUGUGUUUUCUUUUUGUUGUUGUUGGGGUUUUUUCUACGCAUUUGUACAAUACUCAUAGAAAGACCACAAGGAAUCGGUCACGAAUCUAAUCACUGAUGUCUGGACUCAAAACGGACCAAAAACUGAGACCUCGUAAACUCACACAAAUACACACAUACACACCCAGAAGGACAAUAUCAAGGACAACAGCCUUACUUCAUUACGGUUAUCUAUAAUCAACUAAAAUCCCCUAACCUGCCCGAACACCACCACCCAACAACUGCACGCCUCCACCCUGCUUCUAAAAGACUUUAAAGGCAAAAAAGAAAAGAAAAAAAGGCAACACUUCUUAUUUCCUGCUGUAUUUAAACUGACUGUGACUAGCUGGGAUGACGUUGAUGCAGAGAUGGUACAGUUUUUGUCAGGAUGAGUCUUUGCUCUGGCCUUGUACUGCCCAGUGCCUCUCAGCAGUCGUGGUAGCACUGAGAGCCUGAAAAUCACAGCUUCUUCUUAUUGUCAGUUUAAACAAAGAAAGAAAAAUGAAAAGGAACACUGUGUUUAAAAACAUGGCACUAUCCCUUUUAAGACCUUGUUUUCUUUUUUUCUUAUGGUGCAAAUUUGACAUUCGUGGAUUUUUGUGAUACUUUUUGAUAGACGGGGCAUAACUGAAAUGUGGGUUGGGGGGAAUGAUUACGAAGGGAUUGUAAAGAAUCCCAACAUUACUACCAGAGGCAAAAAAAAAAAACCAUAAACAAAACGUAAACAAAGUUUAAAAAAGAAUAUUGGGUGUAUUAAUGAGCCUCUAGCACAAUCUGAUGCACAUAUCCCGUCAUAGCAUCUUAUUAUCAUGAUUACUUGAGUAGGUAUCCAUGCUGUUUCACUCCAGUUUAGAAUUAGGUACAGUACAUGCAAAGUGUGUUACUUUGAGGGGGUGAAAAGAUUUUAUUCCACUACAUUAAAAGAGCCAAAUCUAAAUGUUGCUCUGGUGUCGUGUUAAUGCGAGUGGAUUUGUAAUGCUGAGAGCGUGGUACCAUUUUUUUUUUUCUUAAAAGAUUUUCCUCCUGCACUGUGACUGAAAAAAAAAGGUCGUCGUGAAGUCGACACAUAUCUGUGGGUUCUCCCCUGUGUGCACUACCUGCUGUGCGUGCUGUAUGCCUUGUUUCUGUCUGUCCUCAUGGGAGUUUGGACUCUUACAUCACUGGCCACUGUCCUUGUUUUUUGUGUGCUGCGGGAGAAGUGAAGGAUUGAGCUCGUGGAGGCUGACUGAUUUUAUUUUUUUUAUUACGGUGUAACCGGCCUGCGUGCGGUACCGUGGCUGUGUCAUUGCCACUCUGUUUCUGACUGUUAACUGUUAGCUUCCACUGAUGAUUGCAUGUUGGCAGUGUGUUUGUGUUUUCGUACCCUUUGAUGCACUUGGCCUGAGCAGUCUCUCUGUAUGUACCGUAGCAGUGUCUCGUCUCCUCUCACUCACCUGCCAUUCGCUUUUUACGUUCCCUCUCCCCGUCACACGCCAACUCAGCGCUUCACCCUCAUUUCGUUUUGCCAUCGUCGUCCAACAUUUUGUCACGUAUGUUCUCCCAUUCUGUGUGUCACCGAAACAACCUGCUCUAUUAUGGAUGCACAAUAUAAAAGCAUUACACUUAAAUGAGCAGCAAGCUAUUUAAAGCAAGUUUUGGUGGCAUGAUAUCGCUGUGCAUGUAACCGCUCUUUUUAACAUUGGUGUUUUCCUUGUGUAGCUCGCCCCAGCGUUCAAGUUUCCGGAUACCAAGCUGUGAGUUGAAGGGGAGCAGCCGAUGCGAGUGUGUUUGUGUGUGUUGAGUUAUAGCGGGCAGAGCAGUGUGAAAGAGCUAGAGAGAAACUGAGAGGUAAGCCUUAUGCAAUGUGCAGGGCCAAACCAGCGCUUACUCUGACAUUUAGAUCUCACUCCGUAUAUCCCCUGCUCCUCCACUGCCCCUGAGAUGAAUCCCAACACAGACUAAAAGGUAAACCGGUAGUCCCACAUCACUGGCUAAACAGGACCUGUGUAUCACUCCUGUCUUGAGAAAGGUCACUCAGAAAGGUCAAGUCUAUUUCCUGGCCUCCGUGUGACUUUCUGAUCUUGUUAUGUAGGUACUGUAAUGUUUAGAGCACUGUAGACCAUUAAUGAUAUAGACCAUUAAUGAGCAUUUCUAUUGAUUCAGGUCUAUUGAAAAUGUGGGAAUUAUUAUUAAAGGGUAACAAAAUGUAGAGGAAAAGAAAAAAAACUGUACCAGCAUACAAUGCUUUGCCCAUGUUUCUGGACAGAGUAUGGUUUGUCAAUGAAAAUGUGAUACUGUUUCAAAUUUCAAAGCAAUAUUAUAUUAAUGACAUUAAAUAAUACAAAGACUAAAGAAUCCCUCUCACGUCUGUUGUCAGCAUUGAUUUCUUUUAUAUGGCUGAGUAGUUAAAAGCAGAAACAUUACACCAGCUGUUUAAAAUUUAAAGUGACAAAUACAACAAACAUGGUAAUUAAUGUACAAUUAUACUUUCACUCUUUCUCCUGCCAAAGAGAUUAGUGGGUGGUGCAACUUUUUAUUCUAAACAAACGAUUAGCCCCCAGUCUCUGUUUCUCUCAUGUCUCCAACUGCAUUCAAGUCAGAGCCAAGCAUCCAGGUGCCUGGUGAAAACACACACACACACAUCAGUAUUCAACACAGUAAACGUAGCAUUUGCACAACAUGAAGAAACAUUUUUCUGUCAGGUAUAUGUUUAUCAGUUCUGUUGGGACGUAUAGCAAAGUCAAAGUUAAAUGAGAAUUGCCUGUCCUUUUUUUGCAUGUUUUUGCUAACCGUAUGAAUACAAUUCUUCAAAACUGGCAUUGUUUUAGAAAUGUUUUAUUUUAGCUACAUUCCAGCUAUGGGUAUACAUUUAAUUUAAAUAGAAAAUGAAAAGCUGACUCUUUAAAAUGCAUGUUGGGUCAUUCUGCAUAGCUCUCGAACCUAACAGCUCAGUCACACUACAGUAAAAGCAGGGAAAAAAAUUGCCCAUUGCUUUGUGUUUGAAUCCAUUCGUUUAUUCAGUUUUUGCAACUGGAGACCGAUUGACUAUAGUUGUGGCGACCAAGUGGUCAACCAGAGGUUGAGCGUGUAGCACCCUAAACCUCUGGACAAGCACACUGGACUGCAAGACGACUGCAUUGGUCACGAUAAUCCCCAGAAAGUCAAAUAAUUGCCAUUUAAUUUAUAAACGCAGACAGACUGGCAAACAAUCUGAGUUAGUCUACUCUGAUGAGUACAACCUGCCUGCUGUCCUGCAGCAACUAUGUAAGUAUUUGAGGAGGAAUUUCAAAUCUAUGAGGGGCUUGCUGGGCCCCACUGAAUAUAAGUUAAUGUUGGUUUCUGUUUAAUGAGAAUUCCUGAAGCAUUUGAGAUUUUCACUCAUUUAUCACAUUUAAUUGCUGUAUUUUCACAAACGCAAUGUUACUGCGAACUUAACUCCAGUCAGCCACAAACUGAUAGCAGACUGGCUGUGCUGCAGUCAGAUUCCAACGUGAUGCAAUAAUUUUGGUCGUGUCAUGGUCUCCUACCACUGCUUUACCUAGUGUGACUGUAGCAUGAAGUAUUAGAAAGCAACAAAGCAACACUGGAAAAAGUUAAUAUAAACUUUAUCUUUACUGAAAUUGAUUGACUGAAUAUAAAAGGUGGAUGUAGAUAGGGGUGGAUGAAUCUGAUAUUUGGAUCUGCUACCAAUGGGUCAUUCUGUUCAAUUUAAAUCUAGAUUUUACUGAAUUAAUUUCAUUUCUGUGUUUCAUGAGUCAAAAGCAUGGAGGAAGCUAAAAGCAAAGAAAUAGGAGUUUAUUUAUGACUUAUAAGUUAACUUAUUUGCUGAAAAGCUCAGACUCGGAUGCUUUCUCUAUCAGCUUCUCUCUCUUGUUUGCUCACUCUCACUGGUCCUCACUCUUGUUAUGCUCAGUGUAACACUUGUUAAAAAGCUUUUAUUGCAUUACUACAGUAACAUACAGUAACAUGUUGUCAGCUCCAUGUGGUAUUAUUUCAUCUCAUGUUUCUGUUAUUGGCUUUACCCCACGCAUGCAUAAAAGGUGUGCUCACAGUGACAGCAGGUAAAGGAGAAGUUCAUUUGAAUUUCAUUUAUAUAGCGCCAAAUCACAGCAGUAGUAGCCUCGAGGCACUUUGAGAAGUGUCACUGUAAAGUAUGCAGUGGUCACUCGCAGAGCUAAAAUAAGACUAAUUUGAAUAAAUUAGACGGAUAACAUUUUAUUUAUGAAAAGUAUAUUUGAAAGUAUAAUAAGUCUUUUAUUAAAAAACAAAUACAAGUUACCAGGUAUCGUAUCAUCACAAUUGGGUGCAUCACUAAGGUAGCGACCAAUGAAAUCACCAACUGUCUGCUUCUGUAUUUAUAAUUAUUAUUUAUUGUAUGAGCGGGGGGAAAAAACUGUAUAGUUGUGACCAAAUCUGUUUUUGUACCAAGAUUGUGGAUUAAACAUGAGAGUCAAUGGAGACACAAGUGGUCACUAAAGGAACUGCAGUUUUUCCUCACUUGUACACUGUCUGACUUUGACUGCUUCCAGAAUUGGCCCCUGCUGGCCAUUAUAAAGAAUCUAGGUUUAAGGCGUUUAUGCACUGGCUUUACUUUAUAGACCCCAGGGCUAUGUCCAUCUUUUUUAUACAGUUUGUUAAUGGGUUACAAAAAUAGUGCCAGAAGCAAAUAAAAGGGCACAAAUUGGUUUCUGAAUACUUCCUUUGCUUGUUGGCAGUCAGCUAUAGCACAGUCACUCCAAACAUUUGAAAUGUUAGCGUGUACAUACAUUUAAAACAGGACUCUUGUAAGCUUCACUACAAUAACAUGUAAUGGGGGAAAAAUACUAAAAACCGUAUUAGUAUUUUUUGAAAAGAAAAAAAAAUACAGAUUUUAAAAUAAGACCUCUUUAGGAUUUAACUUAUCCCAUUGUAUGUGCAUCCUGUAACAGUUUUUUUCUGAAAUAUUGCUUAAAAUGUAACAAGGUGAACGAUAAUUUCUUUCAAGCUCACGUGUUUUCAUGUCUUUGAAUGGCUGGUGGAAAAAAUAUAUCACUUUGGUAUUUGUUUAGUAGCACAUACCCGCUCCAAUGUCAACGACUGAAAGAAACACAAGUAUAUUUUUGAUUCAAGAAGAAAAAAAUAAUAAUAAUAAAAAUAUUGAAAAGGUG
Messenger RNA from Maylandia zebra (zebra mbuna), 7733 nucleotides. It is a transcript of the gene anks1ab, whose product is annotated as ankyrin repeat and sterile alpha motif domain containing 1Ab. Gene Ontology annotation, cellular component: cytosol. NCBI's taxonomy places the organism in Eukaryota, Metazoa, Chordata, Actinopteri, Cichliformes, Cichlidae. Gene Ontology annotation, molecular function: ephrin receptor binding. Gene Ontology annotation, biological process: ephrin receptor signaling pathway. The record is from RefSeq and is a predicted model, not a curated record.